UAUCCAUGUUAUUCUUUUAGAAAAAAAAAGAAAAAAAAAGAAAAUCUUAUCGAUGUUGGCUCACACCGCAGCUUUGCCAUCGUUUAGCAUAGUCAGAAUGGGCGGGAGGGCGCGGCCGGCCAAGCGGAGCCAGAGCCAGAGAAGCAAUGCCGGCUUUGGUGGGGGAAGAAAAGAGCAGCUGUGGCACUGCGUAGAGGGCUGCGGAGCCUGCUGCAAGCUUAACAAAGGCCCUUCUUUCGCCACUCCUGACGAAAUUUUCGACGACCCUUCUGAUGUUCAGCUUUACAGAAGCAUGGUUGGACCAGAUGGAUGGUGCAUACACUAUGAGAAAAGUACUCGCAGAUGCUCUAUUUACUCCGAACGUCCAUAUUUCUGUCGUGUGGAACCUGAUGUGUUUGAGACGCUAUAUGGAAUCUCCAAGAAGAAAUUCAAUAAGGAGGCUUGCAGUAGCUGUAGGGACACCAUCAAAGCAAUUUAUGGUCCUCAUUCUAAGGAGUUGGAUAACUUCAAUUGUGCAUUAAGGAGCUAAUUCCCUCAUUUACAUUUUGCAAUUUUGACUUUGGUUUUUUCAUGAAGCUUAGAGAGUUUAUUUGAGGUACUAAUUUUUCUUUGAUGGAAAAUAUUUGUCUGCUACAGUGGACAAUAAAUAUAUGUGUAUAUAGAUUAACAGGCUUUAAUCUAUAGUUUGAUUUUGGUUCAUUCAUGACAGCCCUUGAGGCAUCAAUUUCGUUUGAUAGAAAUAGUUCAGCUGUAGUAAACAAUAAAUAGAGAAGGGCAGCUCUGCUCAAUGAUAUUGCUUGUAUGAUUACCUUUGGCUAAUUGAAAGUGAGGAGAAACAUUCUCACUUCACACCUUUAGAUACUUUUCUCCUCGAUACUCAAUAGAAAAUACUCAUUUUGCUUAUUUAUGAAAACAUGUAAUUCAUAAGAACAUUCAUACACACAUUCAUCUGGGGUACUCUUUAAAGAACUUUGUUAUAGAGCUAAGUGGAGAUAGAGAGUGAUAGCUAUGUGGAGAUAGAGAGUGAUAGAGAGGUGUGCUUUAAUACACUACCACAUAUUCUGACUUCAUUCUUUAGUGCUUUUGUAUCUUUCUAUACUAUUCUUUCUCUUUUAGAUGACAAGGCUUUUUAUCUAUGCAACCUUUACUUCAAUUAUGCUUCUCCAUUUACCUUUCACUGCAAUCAUCCAUAUCAACUCCGUGACCACUUCUCUUGUCAAGCAGCUUUACCCUCUUUGCUGCCCCUGUGAAUUAAGCUCCACUAGCUUCUCUACUUGUUGCUCCACUUGGUAUUAUUGUCUUGGCAAUUUUAUCAGAAUAAACACCAUCUUUUGUCAUGUUCCUUUGGCCAAAGUCAUCGCACUCACUAAAUGAAGACACCGUUUCAUCUCAUAUUUGACAGGGAGAUUUCCAUCAACUUUUAUUAAGCACCAAGGCCAUUGGUUUAAGACGGCUAAGUUUGUCCCUUAGCAAUAUGUGCCUUUUCAUUGUGCUGAAUUUAGCAAUAUGAACCCUUAUUUGUCUGCUUUUUUUUUUUAUUUUAAGCAUUUCUCUCUAUUAUGCUCAGCUCAGGAUGUAUUUAGUUUCUAUGGGAAGGAAGAGUGGAAUUACAGUCGUGUGAUUAUUUCAUCUGUGAUUGUUUAUUAAGUUGUAUACAUUUCAGAGUUCAUUUUUUUGUGCAAAUUAAGAAUUUGUCAUGUUUUAUAGAAGUGAUGAUUAUUAAACAAUAAGUCUCUAACCCUGUUCAGGAAUAUAAAAAAAUCAACCAAAACUAGAAAAGGGGAAGAAAAAAAAGUCACACCACUUAAGUGGUUCUUUUCAAUGACUGGAAAGAAAAGAUUGAAUGAGAUGCUCAAAACAACCAUUUUCCUUUGUCUGAUUCCUUCCACACGUUUUCUACUAUUGCCUUUUCAAUUAGAAAAGAGAUUCUAUAGAGCUUUUCCAAAGCUAUGAACAUGAUGCUACUCUGACCGAUGAAGACCAUAUCGCAUCUGAGGACUCUUUCUACAGUUGCCCUUUUUUCAACUCCAGUGAUUAUCAUCAAGAUGAAUUGCUCCAUGCCUUAAUUCCAUCCUCAUGUAGGGAAGAAGCUUUCUCUGCUACCAAUCCCUGGAAUGAGAAUGUGGAAACCGAAGAGGCUUAUGAGGGAGAACAACAGCCUCCUAACAGCUGCUAUGGAAACUGGCUGAGCAAAUACCAGUCUGUUUUCAAUGGUUGUUGGGAAGAGAAUUAUGGUUCAGUUGGGAAUGAGAAUGACAACGGUUCGGAGAAUUCUGAACAGGCCAACCCAAAUCAUCAAGAACAGAACAAUAGACAUUUUACUCAUCAAGAUGAAGAUGGAGAAUACUAUAAUCCAUGGUCUGAUUCAUGGUUGGAAUAUGGUUUUGAGAAUGAUUGUUCUAACUAUGGUGGAGAAGAAGACAAUGCCGCCUAUAGCAGUGGCCUACCUGAAGUUGGAGUCUGUGAAGGUUUGUUUGGCUAUUGGCCUUGCUUGUAUCGUACAACAUGAUAAAAAAUGCAUGAUUAUGAAUAAACUUGAGGAACACAAAAUAAAGGGAAAAUCCAUUGAAGGAAGGAAAAGAUGAAGAAUCAAAUACCAUUUACUUUUUUUUUUAGCUUAGUUUUGUUGUUUUGUUUAAUCUAUGUUGGAGUAGCUGUAGAGUGACAGUCAAAGCAAUGUAUGGCUCAAAAAAUUCAAAGGAUUUGGUUAACUUCUACUGCUCAAUAAGAAGCUAAAGAUUGAUCAAUGGUGAGAGGUAGACUCUUAUUAUUUUCAUUAAAAUAAAAAUGGUGAGGAAUUCUUUCA
Messenger RNA from Cannabis sativa, 2806 nucleotides. RefSeq lists its product as uncharacterized. The record is from RefSeq and is a predicted model, not a curated record. NCBI's taxonomy places the organism in Eukaryota, Viridiplantae, Streptophyta, Magnoliopsida, Rosales, Cannabaceae. Bases 53 to 529 code for a protein of 158 amino acids. The transcript has 5 exons.